CCUACCCACCUUUAUUAUUGUUAGAAUUUUGUUUGUCUAAAUCAUAGGUGUUGAUAAAAAAACCUAGAUAACAUUAAAAUCAAUAUUUUGAUAUUAUAAUCAGUUAAAUUGUGUAAAACGGAACGACAACAUUACAUUUUGCAUCUUCGCCGCAAGAUGACGCCUCAGUUGCAUAAUUAAAUUGACGCAUGCGCCACACAUUGCAAUCAGCUGUCAGAAAGAACAUAAUCACGUAAAAACAAAAUUAUUUGUGUCUUUAGAUAAUUCCCGUCAAUAUGGCGGGGCAAAAUCCAGGUUCGCCAACUGAUUUUCAGUAUUUUUACGAGGAUGAAGUGUAUAAAAUCAACAAUCGCGGGCAAGUGGUCUUCGGUCUCGUGCUCGAAAACUAUGAAGGCAUCUCCAGUGAUCAAGAGAGCGACAUUGAAGCAGCAGUCCAAAAAGGCGAAAUUCGAGUUGUGUGGCAUCCAUCCGGCACUGAACGAGUCAUAUCCGAGAAAUCGGUUGGGCUUGCUGACCGUUCUCUAAUGCCUGGUGAUGUGGUACGUCGUCUUAUUGCUGGCAAGGACACACAACGUGGCUACUGUCGGGAUAUUGUAAUGACUGCAGCUCUUCAGAUUGUAGGCACUAAGCAUGUCAUACCCAAUGUGGCUAGCGAGAGGCUGCAGCCAUUAGAAGAGUUCACUCCUGAUCUGGCUGUCUGCCUCGAUUCCUGGGUUGGAACAUCCAAGGCUGUACAUAGUAAACUCCGGCUGGUGUCAGCUGAUGGAUCAAGGCUUGAAUACCCAGACCUUGACAACUGUCCACUAGAGGACUACUCUAUGCGCCGGCGCCGGUCUACACCAUACUCCUCUUCCGAGUUCUAUCCAGGCCAAGUAGUGUAUGGACCUCUUGGCUCGCUAGAUAACGCUAACUGGCUCCAUGUCACUAAAGAAAUGAAAGCAGCCAGGAAACACAAAAUGCAUGAUCAUAAGUUCACCGUGGAAGCAGUGGUGACUGAGAGUGUGAGCGUACAUUGGCAAUGUCGCGCACUUUGCACGCACCCCUCGGAGGCGGUCGCACCACAACAACCGAAACUUUUGGUCGAAGGUGAUGACUUAAAGAACUUAAAGUUGCUUAAUGUGUUCGAGCCGUGCACUCUACAAGUUGGUGAUAGAAACUUCCUGACCAUUAGUUCAGACGACACAUUCAUCAGCAAGAAGCAAUGGCGCAAACAACAGAGCAAAUACUACAGGAAUCUGCGUAAGCAAACAAGGCCCACCAAAAAGCCGUCGAAGUCCGAGACCAACUCUUCGGACCACAUGCCCUCCAGGCCUAAGAAACGCGCCUCGGCGCAUCGCAAGCUGAAGAGCACUGAUAACGACAUGGAAGUGGACCACGCAGAUGACAAACUGGAGUCCUUAGACGAGGCAUUAAAGGCGGACACCAACUGCCCAAGCAUAAAGAUCGAGCCAAGCGGAGACAUCUCGCUGCCUAUGGCCAGCAGUCAAGAGGACACCGCCACUGAGGAGAAGAACGACUCCGGGAUCAGCCCGGAGCCGACGCGCGAGGACAGUUCGUUGUUGAACGGCGACAGCAAAUCCGAGAUCGGACUCAACGACGAUGACUCCGACAACUGGGAGAACACCAGCAGCGAUGGAAGCGACACUGACAGCGGCGCGACGUGGUCGUCCCGCUGCUCGUCCGCGGCCUCGCAGCGCGGCAAGCGGUCCCCGCAGCUGGCGGUGCGCCUGCUGCGCGGCAAGCGGCUCAAGCGGACUGUGCGCCGCGCCCCACCCGCACCGCCGCCGCGCCCCGGCGACCGUGUCGUCGUGGAGACGCUGCACACCGCCUCGCGCGCCAACGUCGUGUGGCAGGAUGGCACCAUAGAAAUGGGCAUUCCAUCUACUCAAUUAUACCCAAUACAUCAUUUGGACGGUCAAGAAUGUUUUCCGGGGGAUUUUGUAGUCAGCGGUGCAGCAAAUGUUGAGGAAAACCAGCAGUUGAAGCACAGGGAGUACGGCGUGGUACAGCGGGUGGACCACCACGGGCGCACCGCCAUAGUACACUGGUACCGCACUUAUACCAGCGCCGAUGAGCCUGUGCCUCAAAUGCUUCACGAAAGCGAGAUGAGCGUGUACGACUUAAAGGACCAUCCAGACUUCCAAUAUCGGCCCGGUACAGUCGUCAUCCGUGUCGCGAACUUCACCGGUGAAGACGCUAAUUGUACUGCUGGACAGGUUAUCGACAAUUUCCCCACUGGUCGAGUCAAGGUAUGGUGGGUGGAUGGACAUACAAGCAUGUGUUGGCCACAGGAUCUUUAUAAAGUGGGCGAGUACGACUCCGAGGACGGCGAGCUGUGGGGUUCAGAAGGGUCAGGGUCUGAAGAUUCUUGGGAAACUCAAAGUUCUGCGCACGAUGCUACACCGCGAACGCCUGAUGCCCCAGCGCCCGUCCCCACUACCCCGCCCGCACCCACUAACGACGGUUCGUUCCUAGUGUUCGUGAAUCAGCCGGCGCACGAGCCGGUGGCCACAACGACAGCGGCAGUGGAAGGAGUGCCGCGUUUACUGGAGCCACGUGUCGCGGCCCAUAUAGAACGAGGCAGGGUAGCCAUGCGACGCCUGGAAGAGAUGUUCGCUAAACAUCCUACGUUACAGAGCCAAGAGAUCAUGCGUAAAUUACUCCAAUUAUAUAAGGACUGCCGAUUUUUGGAUCGAUUGAUGGGUACUUCCUUCUUCCACGAAGAUCACUUUUUGGGUUUGCUAGAACGCGUUCGCGAACGCGGCGCGAGCACGCCGCGAGCGGGAGAGCGGCGCGUGCACGAGCAACUAGCUCGUUUAUUCGCGCCGAACGAAACGCCGCCCGAGCCACCUCUAGACUCGAUGCUCGUGGAUGUAGACGAAGACGCGCCCCUGCAGCCGAUACUUACCGCCAAUGUCACUGUGGAACCCAUGGAGGUUGAAGGAAGUACUCCCAAGAAACAGCUGCAUCUAAACAUCGAGCCAGUCCAAGCAUCAGGUUCGGAAUCAAACGUCAGCCAAGACAACGCACAAAUCGGCGAAAAUCCGUCCACAGAGGCGUCUGACGUCGACGGCACCACACGCAACGUUUGCUACAAGCUCUGCUCCUUGAUUCACUCGCAACUGGUCAAGGCGCAUGCAGAAGUCAGUCGGAGAAGGCCGCAAGAGUUGGCCGAUUUCCUAAACAGCUUUAUGAGAAAGCAAAACGCGACGGAAGAGAAGUUACCCUACCACUUUUCAGUUCAGUACGGCGCGCUUGUAGUGAGUAUGGCGGACCAGGACGAGAAAGACAAGGAAAAAGAUCUGGAUGAGGCGAAAGACGUCACCAUUGCCACGAACACUACUACGGCAACCAGUUCCGAAGUUAACGUUCCUGCCACAGAGACUGCUCCCCUAGCCUCCGCUGAGCCCUCGGAGGUGGAACCAGAGCCGGACUCGGUGGGCACCAGCGAGAGCGUGGGCGGCGGCGAGGGGUUCUGCGUGCUGGAGUCCGCCCCUGUGGCGCACCGCUUCCACCUCUCCAUGCUGCAGCCGUCCGAGCCGAGGACAUUCUAUUCGGCGGUUAAACGGGAAAUCAAACUACUCAAAAGCGAUCUUCCUCCGGGUGUCUGGGUGCGCGCGUUCGAAGACCGCAUCGAUCUACUCUCAGUAAUGAUAGCAGGCCCCACUAAAACUCCUUACGAAGGCGGUUUGUUCGUGUUCGACGUUCAACUAGGCGGGGAAUACCCUCGUGCCCCACCGCUAUGCCACUACCACUCUCACUGUACGGACCGGCUCAACCCCAACCUGUAUGAAGAUGGAAAGGUGUGUGUAUCCCUCCUUGGCACGUGGUCUGGCCGAGGCGUAGAGGUGUGGGGCAAGGACAGCUCGCUGCUGCAAGUGAUCGUGUCUCUGCAGGGGCUCAUACUGAACGCGGAGCCCUACUUCAACGAGGCCGGCUACGAGAAGCAGAAAGGCACGCAACAAGGCAAGGAGAACUCUCGCAUGUACAACGAGAUGGUGCUCCUCAAACUUGUCCAAUCCAUGACUAAAAUGGUGAUGAACCCUCCGGAACCAUUCCGCGAGGAGAUAGUCCAACACAUGAGAGCCAACGCAGGCGCCCUUUGCCGUCGUCUCGAGGACAUAGUUCAUCUGUCUAAUGGGCAAGCACCUCCCGACAUCAUUCCCCCAGAUUACCCUUUAAUUCCAGCCUCCCGCGGCUUCUGCCUCACCCUCCGCUCAUCCCUAGAGUCCUUCCGCAACUCGCUGCGUCGCAACGAAAUACCCGUCCCCCCUACCACCUUAUAGCCUAACCUCUAACCCUAGAUUAGUUAUUUAAUAUUCACCCCGUACGUAUUUAAAUCGAAAUAUUCAUGGUUCGGUUGCCGUACAAAACACGUUUUCCACAUUCCGCGGCCUGAUACUUGCAGGAUUUUGAACAGUAUUUAUAAGGGUUUCUUUAAAAGUAUGAGGAUCGUACCGCCGAUGUCAAAUAUAUGAAACUAGGCGUGGUUGAGGUGCUGUGAUAAGUCGUGAUGCACACAGCCUUUUGUUUGCUCGAAAUAAGAUGUGUUUGAACAGCUAUAGACCAUUUUUUACACUUCAACAAUAUUGUUGAUAUCAUGUAAGUGGAUAAUGACCAGACCUGUCUUUCCCAGUGGGCACUUUGGGCAAGUGCCCAGGGCCCCGCGAUCGAUAGGGGGGCCCCCUAAGAUCAAAUACAAAAUCCCUAGUUCCUGUUAAAUCACCAAACGGAAGUCAUAGGGGCCCCAUUAUCCUAAUAUGCCCAGGUCCAGUAGGUCAAAGACGGCACUGAUAAUGACACAGUAAAUAAUGAAAAAACUGGAAACAUCUUAUUUCUUAAUUUUUACUUUGUUUUUGUGCAAAUGAAAAGCUGUCAUCUUAUUUCGUUAUACUGCAUAGUAAGCAGGCCGCUCGGGUUUCUGGAAAAACAUUUUGUAUGGAAAUCGGACCAUCGUAAAAAAAAACAACUCACAGUGGAGCUAGUUCCGUUUCCAAUUCUAAAACGUCUCAGAUCUAAAAUAUUAUAUAUACGUUCGUAGAGUUUAGUAUUUAUUGUGAUGUACUUUUUGACUUUAGGUAUGUUUUAGACUUUCGAACCGUAAGUGAUAUAGAUCGAUUCUGUUCCACAACUACGCGUUUCCUGAAAAAUUGUCGAAAUUCACAUACUAUUCCGAAUGUUAAUUGUAAUUGAAUGAAUAUUGUAACGUGUGUAAAGAAUGCAUGGAAACCGGAUAUGUUGUUUCGUAUCGCUAGCCAAUACGAAAAUAACCAUCCCUAUUAUAAUUAUUAUUAAUAAAAUUCUAAAUGAAAUAUUCGAUCUUAUGCGAAUGAUUGAUAGGUUUGUUAUUAAUAGAUUAAUAAUUAUUUAUUUGUUUAAAAAUGAAAGUAACGUCUACUUUAAUUUGAUAGUGCGGCGUUUAUGCGGUUAGUUUUACGAGUACUUAUUGAAAUUGUAUUCUGAAGCCGAAGCUAUUGCUCUCAUUGAUAUUUUGCUACACUAUUGUUAUUACAAUAAAGACGGUUAAUGUUUACAGCUACGUGUAUACGUGAAUAGUACAGUCGAAGAAAUUGGGGGUCUUUUAAAUUUUACUGUUAUUCGCUUGGCCCAUCGAUCGGAUAAGCGUGUUAUAAUAAAAAGUGGCAGACUAUCAACUUGUUCGACUGUACACUCUAGUUUAUCUCGUUAGAACGUAGCUGAAUACAUCCAUUGUUUGUAUGUAAGUAUGUAUGAAUAUUGGUGUCUCAACAAGUUUCCUUUUUAUUAUUGUGUAAUAAUGUUACGUGUAAAAACAAUACGUUCGUUUUUAUGUAGUUAUUUCGUUUUUAUUUUUGUUUAAUAUAUCGGGAUUAUUUUGUAUUAAAUAGAGCUUUACUUAAUUCUUGUAUGAAUUUCCGAAAUUUGAAACUCAGUACAUUUAAUUUAGAUUAGUAUUAGUUGCUCUCCUCAUGUUAGCAUUUCUGUUGAAUUUCCAGUGAAACAUCGUUACAGCAAUUACUUAGAUAGCACUUUAGUACUGCCGUGUUUUGUAUUAUUUUUAAUUUUAAGAAGCAUAUGGAGCAAUCGACAAAUUUAGAAGCAGUUUAUCAUCGCACUUAGCUUAAUUUGCUUUCAAGUAAAACUGUUAUACUUUGAGUGAAACACGGCUGUGCUAAAGAAUCACUGUUACAAAUUAAUUCCUAAAUAUAAUAUAGAAACAAAAUUGCCCAGUAAGUUUUGUGCUACUAGUGUUACGAAAUUCCCUUAUCUAUACCCGCUUUUCGAUUACUCUCAAUAUGUCCAAAUUGUUUGGGUACGGCGCACAUUACAAAAUUUUCAUUUCAUUCGUUUCUCUGAAUUAUUUAUAAAUAAAAGAGAUCAAACGGACUACGAACUAUUGAACCCUAAAUCCUUGAGUUUUCACUACACAAAGUCUGCAUCACAUCAAGCUACAGUGCGACCGAGUGAGAGAUCUUGUGGCGCGUGUUCGAAAUCGGAACUAAUUUUAGGAAAAUAUAAAGAAGCCUUUUACUAAUAGAAGAAGGUGUAAAUUAACCUUUUAUUUUUCCUACUAGCGGCCGCCCGCGACUUCGUCCGCUUUAACUUUUAGUUUUUUUUUAUUCUAAAAUAAAAGUAGCCUAAGUUACUCCUCAUUACAUCAGCUACCUGCCAAUAAAAGUCCUGUCAAAAUCGGUCCUGCCAUUUCACAGAUUAGCCAGAACAAACAGACAGACAAAAAUUGUAGAAAAUAUAUAUUCAUAUGCAUGUAGUAAAAAGCGGUUAUUUCAAUAUUACAAGCAGACACUCCAAUUUUAUUUAUAUGUUUAGAUUACCCUUUUCGAAAUUGUUAAUUAAAACGUUCCCUUUAGUGAGGUGAUACGUACUUAGUAAUCUUAUACUUAUUCACCAGCAGCGCCCUGUCAACGUAAUCCAAAUGCCAUAAGAUCUUGGACGCACUGUACGUGUAUUAUUUCAUUUGUUGUUACUUUAAAAACUGCACUGGACAUUUGUUUUCUAUGUUACUUCUCCUAUAUAAAACGAACACUACUGAUCCAAUCAUAAGUUCAUAUUAAUACUUCUUUCUCCGAUCUAAAAGUAAUAUGUGCGCCGGUCGUUUUCGCUUGUAGCGUCUGUUGGGGAUUGUAAAAGCUGCGCCUACGCCGCCUGGCGGCUGCACAAAAACAAUGUAACUUCAUGCCAAAGUCAAUUGAGCUAUGAAAGGCUUUUGUCGCUUUUGUACGCGAAAUAAGUGACAACUAUGUAUAAUGAUGAUGGAUAAAAUA
Molecule: messenger RNA, 7262 nt
Organism: Chilo suppressalis (striped riceborer)
Lineage: Eukaryota; Metazoa; Arthropoda; Insecta; Lepidoptera; Crambidae
Source: the annotation of a GenBank genome assembly